AUGCACUCACCUCCUAGAGAACAGCCUGCCAUCAUGCUCUGGAAACUGGUUGAAAAUGUCAAGUAUGAAGAUAUCUAUGAGAUGUUAGUCCACACCUAUUCCGCCAUGGACCGGCAUGAUGGAGUGCCCAGUCACAGUUCCAGACUGUCCCAGCUGGGAUCCGUCUCCCAGGGACCCUACUCCAGCGCUCCUCCGCUCUCUCACACCCCAUCCUCGGAUUUCCAGCCGCCUUAUUUCCCACCCCCAUACCAGCCUCUUCCUUACCACCAAAGCCAGGACCCUUACUCCCAUGUCAAUGACCCCUAUUCCCUAAACCCCUUGCAUCAACCCCAGCAGCACCCCUGGGGACAGAGGCAGAGGCAAGAGGUGGGAUCAGAAACCGGGUCACUGCUGCCACAGCCUCGGGCCGCCCUGCCCCAGCUCUCGGGACUGGACCCCAGGCGGGACUACCACUCAGUAAGGAGGCCAGAUGUCCUUCUGCACUCAGCUCACCAUGGCCUUGACUCCGGCAUGGGGGACAGCCUUUCUCUGCAUGGCAUCGGACACCCAGGGAUGGAGGAGGUCCAGUCAGUUGAAGAUGCCAAUAACAGCGGUAUGAACUUAUUGGACCAGUCUGUCAUUAAAAAAGUUCCGGUUCCUCCAAAAUCCGUUACUUCUUUGAUGAUGAAUAAAGAUGGCUUCCUGGGUGGAAUUUCAGUCAAUACCGGAGAGGUGUUUUGCUCUGUACCUGGUCGCUUGUCUUUGCUUAGUUCAACUUCAAAGUACAAAGUAACUGUGGGAGAAGUUCAAAGACGCCUUUCUCCUCCAGAGUGUCUGAAUGCAUCCCUUCUAGGAGGAGUACUUAGAAGAGCCAAGUCGAAAAACGGGGGGAGAUCUUUGCGAGAAAGACUAGAAAAAAUCGGUUUGAAUUUACCAGCCGGCAGGCGUAAGGCCGCAAAUGUCACUUUACUCACCUCCCUGGUGGAAGGUGAAGCCGUUCAUUUAGCUCGGGACUUUGGGUACAUCUGCGAAACGGAGUUCCCAGCCAAAGCUGUUUCUGAGUACCUGAACAGACAGCACACCGACCCCAGCGACCUCCACUCCAGGAAAAACAUGCUGCUUGCCACAAAGCAACUUUGUAAAGAAUUUACAGAUCUCUUGGCCCAGGACAGGACGCCCAUUGGAAACAGCCGGCCAACCCCUAUUUUGGAACCAGGCAUUCAGAGCUGCUUGACUCACUUCAGCCUCAUCACUCAUGGCUUUGGGGCCCCUGCUAUCUGUGCUGCCCUCACAGCCCUUCAAAACUACCUGACUGAAGCUCUCAAAGGCAUGGACAAGAUGUUCUUGAACAACAACACUGCUAACAGGCACACAUCUGGCGAAGGACCAGGUAGUAAAACUGGAGACAAGGAAGAGAAACACAGAAAAUGA
Molecule: messenger RNA, 1410 nt
Organism: Colius striatus (speckled mousebird)
Lineage: Eukaryota; Metazoa; Chordata; Aves; Coliiformes; Coliidae
Gene: TFAP2B
Product: transcription factor AP-2 beta
Exons: 8
Coding region: 1-1410 (469 amino acids)
Biological process (GO): anatomical structure development; regulation of transcription by RNA polymerase II; regulation of cell population proliferation
Cellular component (GO): nucleus
Molecular function (GO): RNA polymerase II transcription regulatory region sequence-specific DNA binding; DNA-binding transcription factor activity, RNA polymerase II-specific
Source: RefSeq, a predicted model, not a curated record